AUGCAAUUUUCUAACCACUUGAAGUAUUUAAACAAGGUCAAGAUCAAAGUAAUGGGUGACGAACUCAGUCCAAAUCCGGCAGUGGUUAUUAGCAACCAUGCUUCCUUGGCUGAUGCUUUCGUAAUCCAACAUUUGUCAAGAUUAUCUACCAAAUCUGAAAGGGAUGCCAAAGAUGGAUUACCACACAAUAGGAACCUUAAGUUACCGAUUGUAAACUUCUUCUCAUGGUUUCUUAUAUGGAGAGUACCAACAAUCAAAAUAUUGACCCAUUUGUUGAAAACAGAUGAAAAUUGGGAACUUGAAGAGAGCUCGAUCCUAUAUGUAUUUGCGAAAUUGCUCAAAAGCAAGUUUUCAGAAUGGGUUGCAUUGUUUCCAGAGGUGAAUGUGUGGACACCAGAAGGGUACAAAGUACAGCAGCAAAUUGGAGAAAAGUACUUUCUACCAAAAUUGGAGAAUUUGCUCUACCCAAGGUACCCAGCUUUUUACAAUAUAAUCACUGCUAUGUCAAAAUUCAAGCCGCACCCGUAUUCUAAUUUGUACGACUUGACUAUAUUGUACUGUCGUCGACAAGGGGAUGAAGUUGAUUACCAACCACCUACAUUGUUGGAAAUCUUCUCUUCAAAAGAACCAGUCACUGUACUAGUUUACGUCAAAGUGAGAUCAAUUGCUAGAAUCCCCAGCAAGAGAAAAAAAUUGGAAAGGUAUUUGGAACACUUGUGGAAGCACAAGGAUAAGAUCAUGACACAGAUCAAGGAGGAGAAUAAUUUACACCAAAUGAGAAAUUUCAAUCGACAUACUACUUUUAGUUCAUCCAUAUCAGGUGUAAUUUGA
Messenger RNA from Lodderomyces theae, 831 nucleotides. RefSeq lists its product as uncharacterized. Gene Ontology annotation, cellular component: endomembrane system. The coding region runs from base 1 to 831 and encodes 276 amino acids. Gene Ontology annotation, molecular function: acyltransferase activity. The transcript has a single exon. NCBI's taxonomy places the organism in Eukaryota, Fungi, Ascomycota, Pichiomycetes, Serinales, Debaryomycetaceae. The record is from RefSeq and is a predicted model, not a curated record.